Molecule: messenger RNA, 1117 nt
Organism: Exophiala viscosa
Lineage: Eukaryota; Fungi; Ascomycota; Eurotiomycetes; Chaetothyriales; Herpotrichiellaceae
Product: dolichyl-diphosphooligosaccharide-protein glycosyltransferase
Exons: 3
Coding region: 68-1051 (327 amino acids)
Cellular component (GO): oligosaccharyltransferase complex
Source: RefSeq, a predicted model, not a curated record
AGUGAACAGAAACAUCUACUUUCCAGGCCCCCAACUGGCACUAUCGCUGUUGUUGACAAGCUCGACAAUGCAUUUCCUACGGUUCCUGGCGCUCACAGCGCUGUCUGUGACUGCAGUUGCAGCCAGAAAAGCCUCGACCGACAAGUUUGACACGUAUUUUGCCAAACAGGCCAGCUCCGCACCUUUCGAACUCGACGAGAAGGGCUACAAUGAGCUGACCACAGCACCACGCGACUACUCGCUCGCCGUCCUUCUCACAGCGCUGGAUGCAAGAUACGCUUGCGGAAUAUGCAGAGAGUUUGACCCGGAGUGGAAGAUCCUUGGUCGUAGCUGGCAAAAAGGGGACAAGACUGGGGAGAACAGGAUGCUCCUGAGCACCCUUGACUUUGAUCAGGGCAGGAACAUUUUCAUGAAGCUCCAACUCCAAACCGCGCCUGUCCUCCUGUACUUCCCUCCUACUGUCGGCCCCAAUGCCAAAGCUGAUGGCUCACCUGUUCGAUUCGACUUCUUGGGCCCUCAAUCGGCUGAAGGCACUCGCAACUGGCUUUUGCGUCAGCUUCCUGCCGGAAAUUACCCUGAACUCUCACGCCCAAUCAAUUAUGGAAAGAUUGCUGUCACAUUGACCAUCCUGCUUGGAGCCUUUACAUUCCUGACGGUGGCAUAUCCCUAUAUCCUACCAGUCAUACAGAAUCGCAAUCUUUGGGCAGGGAUCAGCUUGAUCCUGAUCAUGCUGUUUACCAGUGGCCACAUGUUCAACCACAUUCGAAGAGUGCCAUAUGUCGCGAACAACGGUCGAGGUGGUAUAAGCUAUUUUGCAGGAGGUUUCCAGAAUCAGUUCGGAAUGGAGACUCAGAUCGUGGCUGCCAUGUACGCUUUGUUGGCCUUUGCCGCUAUCAACCUUGCCCUAAGAGUUCCACGUAUCAAAGACGCCCGAACACAGCAGGUCGCUGUGAUCAUCUGGGCGACCGUUCUUUUUGGCAUGUACAGCUUCCUGAUGAGCGUUUUCAGGAUCAAGAACGGCGGAUAUCCCUUCUGGCUACCACCCUUUUAGGCUUCUACUGGACACAAGCCGCAGGAAGGCAUGUACUAUAAGACAGCAUUCAGCUACAAAAAGCAA